AGCCUCACCGGUGUAUUAACCUUAAUGGGGAGAGACGGUGACGAGCGAUAACAGUUGUCCGCGUAAAUUAAUUGGCGAGGUGACGACAGGAAAACUAAAAAAAUUUCCCCGUGUCGUAAAGCGACUCGAGUGGUCGCCAACUACACGCUCCGCAUACAGCAGCAGCCGCGAAGAAACAGCGGAGCGACUCAGCAUCGAGCUGCUGUAUCUGCAACCGGGGAGGAGAGAGGGAUGCGGGCACUUGAAAGGAGAUAAAUACAACGUAUUCGUGAUUUUAUUCAAAGUCAGUAUGGGGUCCGUGUUCAGUUAGCAAAGACGGAGUUGAACCUGAAAUUGUUUGCGGUCGUUUGGUAGCUCCUGUCCGUGAAAAUGAGGAUAAUAUGCAGAUAGGGCGUUUUUAAAGUCCACCUUUUGUCGUGGACAAGCGGCUAACGUUAGCGAGGUUUCUCCCAAUACUGGACCGGGCAGGUCUGUUUCUGCUGUGUAUCGUUAGCGUGAGUUUAGCCCAGGUUUGUUUGGUCGAUUUUCUUCGCUUUUUGAACCAGCUCUUUAUCGGAUGAAAUCUCGUCUAUGACAUCCAUCUCAGUGUUGUUAGAGGCCUCUGCUGGCAAACUGCGUCACCGAGUGGGCACUGCAGGUAUUCAUCUCUAGUCUGCGUGUUGGGAAGUCUAGCCAUGGCACGAAUGACCUGGAAACCAAAGUGACUGAACUUUUAAAUCACCAUGGAGCCGGAGGCCAAUUCAACCUCCGAGGCCCACCAAAAACUGAAAUAUCCAUCUGUGCUCAACUCUCAGUGUGAACUGGCCAUCAAUAUGUAUGGGGCCAUGGGUGAUGGAAAUGUCAAUCUUAUGGACUCAGUAGUGAGAGGUGGGAGUGACCCUGCUUCCUCCAGUUAUCAGAGGAAUGUGCGUCAGAGAUUCAUCAGGAGAAGUCUGUGGUUCUCGGACACAGACGAGCAGGCCUUUGAAGCACCUGAAUGUGAUAACAGGAGUAAGAUCCGAAACGUAAAUCUGCGAACAAUAGUCGACGGGACACGGGGGACUAGUAGUAGUGGGAUACAGGAGGGUUCCAGCACUGAAAGUCAAGGUGGGCAAAAAGAGAGUGCAACAGAAAGUGCCAGUGCCGACGAGAAGGAGAAAGGUGGAGAUGCAUUAAAUGUUACAUGCAACGAGGGUGGCAGAAACGCUAUCAAGGCAGCCAGCGAGGAGAACGAGGAGGAGGCAGAGAUGAAGGCGGUCUCCACAUCUCCGGGAGGGAGGUUUCUCAAAUUUGACAUCGAGCUGGGGAGAGGGUCCUUCAAGACGGUCUACAAGGGCCUGGAUACUGACACCUGGGUGGAGGUUGCAUGGUGCGAGUUGCAGGAUCGUAAGCUGUCAAAAGUGGAACGUCAGCGCUUUAAGGAGGAGGCAGAGAUGUUGAAGGGUCUCCAACAUCCCAACAUUGUCCGUUUCUAUGACUUUUGGGAGUCACCCCUUAAAGGGAAGAAGUGCAUUGUUUUAGUAACAGAGCUCAUGACAUCAGGAACGCUAAAAACCUAUCUGAAGCGAUUCAAGGUAAUGAAGCCCAAGGUGCUAAGGAGCUGGUGCAGACAGAUCCUGAAAGGCCUUCACUUUCUCCACACCAGGACCCCUCCUAUAAUCCAUAGGGACCUCAAAUGUGAUAACAUCUUUAUCACUGGACCUACGGGGUCAGUCAAGAUUGGGGAUUUAGGACUGGCAACACUCAAGGCGGCUUCCUUUGCUAAGAGCGUCAUAGGUACCCCAGAGUUCAUGGCUCCAGAGAUGUAUGAAGAGCACUAUGAUGAGGCAGUGGAUGUCUAUGCGUUUGGCAUGUGUAUGCUAGAGAUGGCCACCUCAGAGUACCCAUACUCCGAGUGUCAGAAUGCUGCUCAGAUUUACCGCAAAGUCACAAGUGGAGUGAAGCCGGCCAGCUACAACAAGGUCAUGGAUCCUGAAAUCAAGGAGAUUAUUGGAGAGUGUAUCUGCCAAAAGAAAGAGGAGCGGUAUACCAUCAAGGAUCUGUUGAACCAUGCAUUCUUUGCUGAGGACACAGGUGUCAGGGUGGAGCUAGCUGAGGAGGAUGAUGGGAAAAAGGCCUCAAUAGCCCUGAAAUUGUGGGUGGAGGACCACAAGAAGUUAAAAGGGAAGUACAAGGAGACUGGAGCCAUCGAGUUCACGUUUGACCUGGAAAAGGAGGUCCCUGAAAUUGUGGCACAAGAGAUGGUGGAGUCUGGCUUCUUCCACGAGAGUGAUGCUAAGACUGUGGGAAAGUCGAUCAGGGACCGUGUGGCACUGAUCAAAUGGAGAAGAGAGAGAACAGUGUCUGCUGCAGUUCCAGUUGAUCAAGGUGAAGGGGCGCACAGGGUCCAGGUGAUACCAUCUCAGGGCAUCUCUGCUGGGGCAGCACAUGUAGGACAGGCCCCACUACUUGAACCAGAAGAGCCAGAGGCAGACCAGCACAACCGGCUGCGUAACCUACCAGCCAGUGCCACCUCAGUGACAUCAGACAGCACACUCGACAGUGGCAUGGGCUCCACUGUGUACUCGGACUCCCACAGCAGCCAGCAGAGUGUCCUCUACCAGUCCCUGCUGGAGCCCAUCACUAUGGCAACACAGCAGUGCCAGAGAAGUAGCCCUGCUCUGACAGAUCGACCUCACUCCUGUGAAAAGGGUGACGUAUGGGGGGCAGCGCUGAGCCCAGAGCACAGGACUCGUUUGGGAGCUGCAUCCCGGAGAGGAAGUGCCCCCGUUAUUGACACUCAAAGGGCAAACAACAUCGCUCAACUCCAUGCUCUCAUUCAAUCUCAGAGAUCAAUCAGUCCCACCCCCACAGUACCAGAGUACCAAUCAGAGCUCAACCCCUCUGAGCUUCACUCUGAGGCUGAGGAUGGGUUUCCCUCCCAGAGUGCUCUGCCGGUGCUGCGGGUCUCCCCUGUUUUAUCACCCACCGAAUCCCGCCGCUUUAGUGACACCAGCAUCAAAUCUUCAUCAAAGGCAGAGAACUUGUCACUGCCUGCGCCAAGUGGACGCAGACACUCUGACCUCAGUGGUCUUCUAAGUUUAACCUCUCAUCAUAACCACCAUCUUGCAAUGCAUAGAAGCCAUGUGUGCCAGGCCUGCCUCUCUUUGCUUCUUCUGAAGUCACUAGAGGGGAGACACCGCCAUCCUACUAAUGUUGUGCCAACACACCACUGUCCAUGUGACUUUAGACACCAGCCGUCCCCUGGUGGAACAAUGACCGCCCCUGGUUAUGGAAGGCCAAAGGGUUCGAGUGAUUGCUCAGAUUUCUCACUGCUGCAAAAGUCCCUAUUGAAUAUAAUCUGCCGCAAAGCAGCCCCUUGUCACACCACACCCUCCCACGCCUCCCCACUGCACACCUCAGCUGCCCACAGGCCUGCACGCAGUGCUGGAGAUGGCAACCUGAAGAGUCAUCUACUGAGUGGCAGUUCGGUUGGAGACCAAGAACUCCUCCUGGACUGCAAGGAUAAAUUCUGUGCCAGAGAGCAGCAAGUUACUGGUGCAGUAGGAGUGGCCAGUUCUGCAGGUCACCAGAAUCAACUAUCUGUCCAGGGCCUGCCUUCUUCCAGCACAGCAGUGCACACACCUCUGCAGUACCUCCAGCCUGGACACAGCUACCCUGCUGCUCCAUAUCCUGGCCAGCCCAGUGCUGCAGCACCAGCUCCAGCUAGUCUGUGUUCAGUCAACAUCCAGCAUGCAGUCAGCGCUGCCAACUACACACCUUCAAGUGUGCAACAAACCCAAGCCGCAGCAAGUAUUUCAGCAUCAGCUGUGCCACAACAUGUUGCACAGAGCUACCAAGCACUAAGUCACCAACAGCAGCAGGCAAGCUCUUCAAUAUUUCCCUUACAAGUCCAACAAAUAUGUCAGAACUGUGUGGCUCCAGCUCAACAAUCUCAGUCUGCAUCAGAAUAUCCUACUACAAUUCAGCUACAGACUGCAGCUGCAGCAACCACCCUGCCAGCACAGCAGCCAGCACAAAGCUACCCUCUUGCAUCUCUAGCCCCAACUAUGGCAGCCAUAGCCCAGUGUCACCCUGCACAAGCUCCCAGUGCACUGCAGCAGGUCCAAACCGCAGUCAAACUGCAGAGUCAGCAGCCUGGUCCGAGCUCCACUACACCAGCACUUUACAGCCAACAAAUACACGUUCAGCAAGAGCACCAACAACCCUUAACGCAAAGUACUCAAUCCAGUAUACAACAGACACAAAAUGCUGGGCAAGCUUACAUUCAGCCUCAACUCCAGCAUAUCCAAGAAACUGUGCAUACCAUACACCAACAAAUGACACAGCCUACCCUUCAGUCUUCUGGUCAGCAACAAGUACACACUCCAACUCUACAGCAGCACAGUCAGAAAGCCAUGCAGACAGCAGUUCCACAACUGAGCCAGGAUGUAUCCCAGUCGGCAGUUCUACAGGUUCAGACCCCUGCCUCUCAGCCUCAUCACACAGCAACCCUGAUUGCACAAGUUGCAGCCACACAUCAGAAUUACCCUGCUGCAGGUCUACCUGAUGCUAGCUCUCAGAGCUAUGCACAUUCUGCCCUCAAUGCGCUGCAGCAACAGACUGCUCCAGCUCAAAGCCAUUACCUGCCUGCACAGUCUACCACUGCUCCAGCUUCUUCCCAGCAUAGCCAGGCUGCUCAUAUGACCCAACAGUUUCAACCCUAUCUUUGCAUCGCUGCUUUCCUGAAUCAGAAUAUUCCUCCUGGUCAGAGCAUUUCACAGCUUGGACAAGAUGGACAGAGCCAUGUGCAAAAUCUCACCCAGUCAGCUUCAGGUGUCCCUGCUCAGGCACUACCUCUUCAACAGUCAAUGGCUCAGGCUGCUGUCCACCAGCAGCUGCAACCUCCGCAGAUUUCAACCUCGCUACCGCCAACACACCCAUCCCAGCAGGUUCCUCAGCCGGCCCAGGUCAGCCAUCCUGAGCUUGUCCCUGCUGCUCAGCCAGUCCAACCCGCUCAGCUGACCCAACCUGCAGUCUUCUCCCUGCCUUUGCAGAAUGGGUUAGACCUGGGCACAGCUGCUGCUGCCCAGCUGGAUCAGAGGAACCCAUGCCAGCUGCCCCUGCAGGCCCAGAGUCAGGUUCAGAGCCAGAUUCCUGUGCUGCAACCCUCUGACUCUCAGAGAGCAUUGUCUGGGUCUGCCAGUUCCAGUCUGACUCAGCAGAAACAGCUCAGUGCUCUCACAGGAGCUGCAAGUCAGGGUCCAACAGAGAUUUACAUGGAGGAUCAAGUUUCAGAGAAACAAAGCGGAGGGCAGAGCUAUGACAGCAGUGUCAACUCUGAUGCCACGUCAGGGAAGGAGAUGAGUGAUGGUUAUGAGGGGACACAUGGAGGUAAAGGCGAGGGGAAAGCCCGCAAACACCACCGCAGGUCAACACGCACUCGCUCUCGGCAAGAGAAGAUAAGCAGACCAAAGCUCAGCAUGCUAAAUGUGUGUAACACAGGGGAUAAGAUGGUAGAGUGUCAGUUGGAAACUCAUAACCAUAAGAUGGUCACUUUCAAGUUUGACCUGGAUGGAGAUGCACCAGAAGAGAUUGCUACAUACAUGGUGGAGAAUGAUUUCAUCCUGCCUCUAGAGAAAGAAGUGUUCAUUGAGCAGCUGAAGGACAUUGUGGACAAAGCUAUGGACAUGCUCAGUGAGGACACUGAGGGUGAGAAGACCUCUGAGCAGGGAGGUAGUCCCAAACAGAGUGAAGGAGCUGGCGCUGAAGGAACAGAGGGAUUGAAGGCUUCUGCACCCAGCACCCCACAGCUUGUGUACCAGCAAAAUGUCCUCCACACUGGCAAGCGCUGGUUUAUCAUCUGCCCUGUGGCUGAGACGCCCAUGCUAGACAAAGAGCCGACUACAUCUCACACCUCUACAGCCCAGGAAUCCGAAAAGUCUGCCUCAUCAUCAGUCAGGCCCAAUAGCAGCACCACUGCAGUAUCUACCCCGGUCGCAUCUUUAUCUUCCCAAAGCCCGUCCUCCUCCUCUCUGCCCCCUGCAGCUCAGACCUCAGCGCAACCUAAAGACCAAAACAUUGGCAAAGCCCAUGUCCAACAGCCUGAGCCCUGUGUAACUAAAAACGCCCUUGCUGCUGCUGCUGGUGUCAGCCAUCACAGCUCCCCUCCCGUGGAAGAGCCUUGCAUCUCUGCUGUCUCUAUGGUAAAGGACAUGCCGUGCUGCGCUAUUGUGCCACCUGUCUCUCUGGAUGUGAAUACCACUGAUAAAGGAGCAGCUGGUGGUUUGGCCUCCUCACAAACUAAUCAGCCCAAUCAAAAGGCCAGUCCUACUGGAGAACUACCCCCUCAGCUGGCCUCCCAUCAGUCUGUGGUCCUGCAGCAGCCCUACGCCACAUCCAUGCAGCCUGGGACAGUCACCUCUCAGCCCCAGAGUCCAGCACAUCAGACAUCCCAGAACUCCCAGUCAUCAAGCCACCAGCAGCCAGCGAGCGGAGGGCCAGGGGAGUCGGACGGUGAAGGACCACGCAGGGUGGAGUUUGUUGACCGCACAAUCAAGACUUUGGAUGAGAAGCUGAGAAACCUCUUGUACCAGGAGCAUGCUCCCUCUCAGCCCUCCAGCUCUACGUCUGACCCCCAUGCCUCCAGUACAGAGGGAGUCACCUCACCACCAGUCUCAGAUGGCCAAAGCACUGAGGGAGCACUUAUCAAGAAGAAGGGGGAGCCACUGCCUCAGAUCCCAGAGCGCACAGAUAGUGUGGGCGCAUUAAGUGACUCUGCAGUGGCUGCCACCAACAGGGUUUUAAACAGAAGAGAUUUGACCGCCAGCUCCAGUUCAUAUAGCUCCAAAAGCCGUUUUCAAAUCGUCCCCACUCCACCGGAUGUCAUUUGUCGCUUAGAGAAAAGCAAGACAAGUAGCAGCACCUGCACUUCCCCAGCACCCUCUAGUGGUUCUGGAGGGACUCGCAGCCAGACUCAAGGUCCAGGCAGGAAAGACAAGAGCUGUGUGGCUGCAGGCAGGUCUUCUUUGACAGCUGAUGAUGAGAAAGCAGGAACAUCCAAACCCCACAUUAGUAAUCGCUACUCUGCCCCACCUAACUUCUACAAGACCACCUCCGUGUCCAGUCCUGAUGUCACCCCACGCCAUAUCCCACGGGCCCAGACCAUUGACACUCCAACUCAUCACCACUUCCACCACUCCUCUAACAUCGGCUCUGACUCAGGCGACGAAGACAGCAGCAGCAUAGCCCUUCCUCCGGCCCACCCUGCUCCCCCACCUCAUGCCCUGUCUGAGCACAGCGGAAGCGACCUCAUGAAGAGGGCAGUGGCCUUCCUGCGGCGCUCUGGUCGGAGCAAAAGUGAGCAGAGCUCUGAUUCACCAAGCCGACAGCCCGUGGCAAUGAAUGGUCACGCUCCUUCGCCUUCUGCAGGACAUGCCUACUCAUCUUACAUCAGCAGUGACAAUGACUCCGAGUUUGAGGAUGCAGAUAUGAGGAAAGAACUACAGAAACUGAGAGAAAAACACAUGAAGGAAAUCUCUGAGCUGCAGGCUUUCCAGAGGAAUGAGAUCGAGCGUCUGUACAAGGAGCUGGGCAAAACACUGCCCUCCAAUGUUGGACUACUUCAUGCUGCACCUCCAAGUGGCCGCAGGCGCAGGGCCAGCAAACACAAGCUGAAGGCUGGAAAACUGCUCAAUCCGAUGGUGCAGCAGCUCAGAAACAAUCUCAACACCACUGCUGCUGAGAGGAAAGGCGAGAGUGCUGCCAGUUCUUCUGGCUCCCCUGCUAAAAGUUCAGUUCUGUCAGAUGGCUCUGCCUACUCCAGUGGCAGCUCCAGCUCCAGCAAUCAGCCCUGCACCGCCCCAGAGCAGGUCCACACCCAGCAACCCUGUUCCUUGAAGGGCUCUUUCUCCUCAGACAACAUCUACUCUGGGGGGCUACACGGUGACGGGAUGACUAACCAAGCAGGUCCUGGCCAAGGCUGGACGGUUUACCACCAAACGUCAGAGAGAGUCACCUAUAAAUCUAGUAGCAAACCACGCACUAGAUUCCUCAGUGGACCUGUGUCUCUGUCCAUCUGGUCCACUCUGAAACGACUAUGUCUAGGCAAAGAGCGCAAUAGUAGGUCCUCUCUCAGCACCACCACCACCACCACCACAGCUCAAACAGCCUCCAGUCAGACACAGCCGUCUCUCACCACGGCCACACCCUCACCAUCUCCUCAGCCACUCACAAGACUUGCUCAGGCCCAGACCAACAACAGCAACAACAAGAGAGGCACGUUUACCGAUGACCUUCACAAACUGGUAGACGACUGGACGAAGGAGACCGUAGCGGCAGCCCAUCAGCCGCGCCCCUCCCUGAACCAGAUCAAACAACAGAAACGCCAGCAGGACCUGGAAGGCAGAGCUGCACCAAUGGGAGCAGCUACACACGAGAUGAAAUGCCAUGUUGGUCCCAGCAAGUUCCAGCUGCCUCUUUCCUGCCCCCUGACUGCUGCUUUAGGCCCUGGUAUGCCCACAACCCUAGGUCCCAACUCCUCAGCAAUGCUCCCUCCUGGGUACCUUUUGCCAGCAGGUUCCUAUGGCGGGAUGACUCCCAGUCCUCUUUACACCCAGCAGUGGCCUGGCUUGCCUAGUCCUGUAGGGUCUGUGGGUCCUGUAGGCCUGCUUGGUGCUGCAAGAAUGAUGCCCUACGCCACAAUGGCAAAUCCAGGGAUCCAAGCCUAUCCUCUGGCCAUGCACAACCCAGAGAAUGGCCCCUGUCCAAAAACCACUAGGACUACUUAUUCUGCUAACUAAAAAUUGUUAGUGCAUAUGGGCCGGAAAGUCCAACUCCAUUCUAUUCUGGUUCACCGGAGCCACACAUGUACAUAAUCUGAUCUUGUAAAUAACAUGACGCAAGUGUUGUUAUUCUUUAUACAACACCUAUAUCUGUAGUAACUUGUGUGUGUGUGUGUGUGUGUGUGCGCGUGUGUGGAUGUAUGUGUGUAUAUUAUACAGUACAUGUUAUGUAUGUCUGAAUACCUAAUGCUUUUUAGCUUUGGUCUUGACUAAAUUCAGCCAUACAAGACAUUUUGUCAGCGGUCACGAAAACAUAUUUCACCAUAUUCUUUAUUUACUGCAUUUAUUUUGCCUUUCUCUACAGUUAUGUACACUUCAAACACUACAUUGGAAUCCAAAAACCAGUGGCUUGAGAAACCGUAACAGGACAGUAUUUAUGACGAAAGUAUUUGAAGGAAUGUAGUGCCUUGAACAUUGAUUUAUAUAUUGUUUUUUUUUUUUUCUUCUGUGAAACAAAGCAUGUCUGCAUCCAAGUUAUUUUAUUUGAUGGUAGCUUGAGUGCAGUCUCCUUUUUUUUUUUUUUUUUUUUUUAAUGCAUUACAAACACUUUUGUUUUUGGUUUACAUGUGAAUGCCCUUGUAGUACUGCACUAUUAACACAGUAUAUGCUCUUAUUUAAAUAAUAAAAUCAUGUUUUAACCCUUGUUUACUUUCCACCCCUGUGACAGAUGGAAUGCCAUAGUGGUGAGAUGUACCGUUGCCUUGCAGAAACAAAUGAUUAAUGUGCGACUGAUGAGAGAAGGGAAAAAAAAAAAAGAUUUAAAAAAAAAAAAAAAAACGCCAGCAGCCAAAAUCCACUCUUUCAGGUCAAAUGGUUCAGUUGGACACGGCCUCUUUUUCAUAGGACAACAGAUGUGUUUGACAGCACAACAAGAGUUGGCAGUGUUAUAGCUUUGUGUGCUAGGAAAGGCGGUGUCCAGAGCCAUAUAUACUGUACAUAUUUCUUUCUACAGUAUAUUCCUCUGGUAGUGUUCUGAUCAGAAUGUAGCAAUUAAUAUGUGAAGGCUUGAGGCUUAAAAGUGCAAUUUAACCCCUCCACAAAGCUUUGAUCGUGGCCUUGCCACAAGCCUUAUCACUGAUGUGUGCAACAGGAGCAAGCUGAAAAGUUGAACAAAGUUACAAAUCACCAAGCAACAGAUAAGCAAAGGAUAAACAUUACACAGCACCAAGCAAACUCUGAAUUCACUACUGCUAAAUGUUCUUUCAACUUGGCUGUCCUAGUACCCAGCGUACACUGUAUGUGAAAUGUUUUGUGCAAUCACCAGUUAAGUCUGACGAUUGAUAAUUAUUUGAUGUUUAAAGCUUGAUUUUUUUUUUUUUCUUGUUUGUUUUUGAUGCUGCUAUUAUCUGAGGUGAUUCCACUGUACAGUUAAGCAUUAUAUUCACGUUAGAUGGUACUUUAAAAAUAAUAAUAAAAAAAACCUCCUCAAAUUAAAUUAACAAAUGAGACACUCAUAAAGCAGUGUUAUUGCCUUGUUGAAAUUUUGAUGUGUUUGUUCCCCAGCCUCCUUUCUUUUUUCAUUUUCUUUUCAGUAAUAUAUUGCAAAAUUCAAAUGAUACUUGAUGUGGGAGAUUUGCACAACUUAUAGUCUCCCAAAACUCUAACUUAUGGUAAAGAGUUUCCUACACUGUAUAUAGUGGGUUUCAUCGCCUGUACUUUUUUAUCACUGACAAGCAUGGCCAACUUUUCGUGUUCCACAAAACAAAAAUAAAACAAUACAACUGCUACGGUUAGAAAUUUCACAUUUCCACAACACAUUUGAAACAUUUCAGCACCCCAGUCCUGCCAAGCUGUGAAUUGUACAGUUUUCUUGUAGUUUAUAUUUGUACAUUUUGUUUGUUUGACUGUGUAGGGGUGGUGGAGGGGUUGCUUUGAUGUAUAUUAUCCCAUCAAUUCGGUUUGAAUUGGACUUUUAUAGGAUAUUAUGCAGAUUCUUCUGCUUUGGUGAAAUACUUCCAGUAGUAAGAGAUUUCUGUUCUCUGUCACUUGUACCUGGUAUAUUUUGUUCCACCUCCCCCGCUGCUAACUCAUGAUGGUGAGCAGAGGAGGGAAUAACUAUUGUUGGCAUAUUCAUGUGGAUGCAGUGAUCAAACGGAGCUGAAAUGCACAGAGGAGGACCAGCCCUGACACUUCCCACUCUGCUCAUCUCGCUCCUCUCUCUCUCUGGACAACAUUGCCCCCUGGUGAAUAUGCUCUGAUUGUCAAAAGCUUGUAUUAAAAAAAAAAAACUGUGUGGGAUUGCUUCUGCCUGCUGUAUGUCCCACUGCAUUACCCCACCCUACCCUGCUGCACUCUAAUCACAGACUGUAUGUUGAGAGAGAAAUAAAUAUUAUUUUGUGCUUGA
Thunnus maccoyii (southern bluefin tuna) is the source of this 11145-nucleotide messenger RNA. RefSeq names its product serine/threonine-protein kinase WNK2-like. The record is from RefSeq and is a predicted model, not a curated record. Gene Ontology annotation, biological process: monoatomic ion homeostasis; positive regulation of sodium ion transmembrane transporter activity; positive regulation of potassium ion import across plasma membrane. The transcript has 30 exons. NCBI's taxonomy places the organism in Eukaryota, Metazoa, Chordata, Actinopteri, Scombriformes, Scombridae. Gene Ontology annotation, cellular component: cytoplasm; cytosol. Gene Ontology annotation, molecular function: chloride channel inhibitor activity; ATP binding; potassium channel inhibitor activity. Bases 723 to 8759 code for a protein of 2678 amino acids.